Molecule: messenger RNA, 1520 nt
Organism: Aspergillus homomorphus CBS 101889
Lineage: Eukaryota; Fungi; Ascomycota; Eurotiomycetes; Eurotiales; Aspergillaceae
Product: branched-chain amino acid aminotransferase
Exons: 2
Coding region: 313-1473 (386 amino acids)
Biological process (GO): branched-chain amino acid metabolic process
Molecular function (GO): branched-chain-amino-acid:2-oxoglutarate transaminase activity
Source: RefSeq, a predicted model, not a curated record
CCUCUUCAAUCAAUGUCGAAUACGAAGCCAGACGAGUCUUACCAACCAUCAGGCACACAUGGUCACGGAUACGAAGACCCUUGAGGGCGCAAACAAGCAGUCCACCAAUCUGAUGUUCAGUUACACUCAAUUCAAGCCGCGCCCUUAAGACGACAUAAGAAAGACCCGCCGCCCCUCCGCGGUCUUCAUCAUCCAUGACUCAGUACCAGAUAUUCUUCACUAUUUAGUCUGGACCACCUCACCACCACCCUACAACCUAUUCUCAAUUCAAGCCUCUCGAUCCAGUCCUCACAAUCAAGCACACAAUACACCAUGACAACCCACUUCCCGCCUCCCCCCGUCAGCUCCAUCGACUGGAACAACGUCGGCUUUAAAGUCCGCGAUGUCAACGGCCACAUCGAAAGCCACUACUCAACCAGCACAUCGACAUGGUCGGCGCCCAAAUUCGUCGCGACCCCGCACCUGAGCAUCCACGGGAUGGCCCCGGGGCUAAACUACGGGCAACAAGCGUACGAAGGGCUGAAAGCAUUCCGACACGCCGGCGAGGGCAACAGCAACGGCAAGAUCACGAUCUUCCGGCCGGAGCGCAACGCAGUGCGGCUGCGGCACUCGGCGGAGUUCAUCUCGAUCCCGCCGGUGCCGGAGGCGCUAUUCGUGGAAGCGGUGCAGCUGGCAGUGGCGGCGAACGCGGAGUUCGUGCCGCCGCACGAGACGGGCGCGGCCAUGUACAUCCGGCCGCUGGUGUUCGGGUCAUCGCCACAGCUGGCGCUGACCGCGCCAGAGGAGUACACAUUCGUGGUGUUCGUGAUGCCGACGGGCGUGUACCACGGCGUCAGUGCUGUGGAUGCGUUGAUCCUGGAGGACUUCGAUCGCAGUGCGCCGGAGGGGACCGGGUCGGCGAAGGUCGGUGGAAACUAUGCGCCUGUGCUGCGGCAUAGCGCUAAGGCGUACCGCGAGGGAUUCGGGAUUACCUUGCACCUCGAUAGUCGGACCCGGUCUGAGGUGGAUGAGUUCUCCACGUCCGCGUUCAUUGGGGUCAAGAAGGCUGCGGAUGGCUCGGUCACCUUGGUGCAGCCUGAUAGUAAGAAUGUUAUUGACUCUGUCACGGCGCAGUCGGUGCUGGAGAUCGGUACCCGACUGCUCGGCUAUAAGGCCGAGCGGCGGCGCGUGCCAUACGAGGAGAUCAAGGAGUUUGACGAGGUGAUUGCCUGUGGAACGGCGGCGGCGCUCGUGCCUAUCCGGAGCAUCACGAUGCGGUCGAGGAACGAUAAGUUUGAGUUCCAGAGCGGCGGGGAGGCGAACAAUGGCGGCGAAGUCUGCGUGAAGCUUCUGCAGACGCUGAAGGGGAUUCAGAACGGGAAGGUCGAGGAUUCCCUUGGCUGGAACUUGACCGUGGAAAGACCGCCGCAGGAAUUGUUCGAGGGUGCGGGCGCGCCUGAAGAGGCCGAGUCGAACGGUGUCAAUGUGCCUUGAGAAAAAAUCUAUAGCGGGAUCUAGGUAAUCUAAAAGUAAUACAAGAC